Molecule: messenger RNA, 5457 nt
Organism: Schistosoma guineensis
Lineage: Eukaryota; Metazoa; Platyhelminthes; Trematoda; Strigeidida; Schistosomatidae
Source: the annotation of a GenBank genome assembly
AUGUUGACAAUUCAAUGUUUAAAACAACAAUUCAUAAUUAUUUAUUUAUAUAAUCAAUCAUGGAAAAGUGUUCUAUGUAUGAAUGGAAAUAAAUUACACAUGUUGAUUAUAACCUUAUUAAUUGGAUGUUUAAUUGAUUUUGCGUUAGCUGAAAAGCAUGAAUGUAAUCAAAAUACAUGUUACUCUGUAUUAUCAGAUACUGCUGCUCGUGUAAUUCAAUCCAACCGUUGUACGACAGAAGAACGCCAAAAACGAAUACAAUGUUUCGAGGUACUACCUGCGGAACAGUAUGCUAUACCAUUAGGACAUACUGUGAAUAUGCAAUGUGUUGUUUUAAAUCAGCAUGGAAAAGUUCAAUGGCGUGCGAAAAAAAUACUUCUCGGUUAUGAUCGUUCUAUACCGGGUUACUCUAGAUUCAGAAUAAUUGGUGAUGUUGGACGAGGAGAGCAUACAUUACAAAUUACAGAUGUUCAACGUGAUGAUGCUGGAGAAUAUGAAUGUCAAGUCACUCCAGUCCCAGUUAAUAAUCAUCCAUUAUUAAGAAGAAAAACGUAUCUAGAAGUUCUUAUUAAGCCGAAUGAACCACAGAUUUUAUAUCAAAAUAUACAGUUACCCGACAGGAAAUUGAUCAUAUCUCAACCAGAUCCUAUUUUGCGUAUUAGUUUAGUUUGUUCUGCAGUUGGUGGCCGACCAGCUCCAAAUUUCAAAUGGUUACUUAACCGUCAUGAAAUACCAAAUCUGGAGGUAAAAACUAAAACACCAAUGAGUCCUAAUGAUGUAGCCAAAAUGAAUAAUUUGCUCAAAAUUUGGGGUAAAUUACAUCCUAUUAUCAAUAAUAAAGACAAUGAUGAACAAUCUAGUCUAAGUAUCCUUAAAGCUGGUUUAGAAGAUGGUGAUGAAAUUGUAUGCAGUGUGUCCAACGCUGCAACUCAAAUAAAUCAUGAUCCAAUGAAACGUAAUUUAUCGAUAACAAUUACUGUAGAAGUUCAUACUCCUCCCGGUCCUCCGAAAAUUGUCAGUCCUGAAACAAACCAUGUUUAUUUAGAUGGUGAACAGUUACGUGCAGUAUGUGUUUCCUCACCACCUGGCAAACCUUUAGGUGGACUAUUCUGGAGAUGGUUAAUAAGAACAAGUCAAGUUGAUGACAGCGAUAUUCAAAAAAUCAGUGGAAUUGGGGGUAGGGGUGGUGCUAGACUCAGUGAUUACACAUCUGUUGAAGCCUAUCUACGAAGUUUAGACAGUAGCAAUAGUGGUGGUAGUUUAUCGCAGAAAAUCGCUAUGCCAGAACUAUCUCAAUUGCAGCAGGGAGAUUUUAUUUCCGAAGAUGUACAACCACUACAUUACACACUUACUAAAGAGAAAGAUCAAUUAGUAAAUACACUGAUCAUUCAACGAGUUACUCGGAAGUAUCAUGCUGCUAAACUGAUUUGUGAAACUGGACAUCCUGUGGGUUCGGCUCACCAAACAAGUAUCACAAUAUUUGUGAAACAUGCACCAGCUAAUGUCACAAUUUCGGUAGAAAGUGGUAGCAUUGAUGACGAUCAUACUGGUGGACGCCAUGAAAAAGUAGCAUAUGCACGUGCCGGUGAAAUGAAAACAUUUAUUUGCAAAACUGCUCCAUAUUACGGUCAGGCAACUAUUAAGUGGUUAUUUCAAGCAGCUGGUGCUAGUAUUACAACACCACCGAAACAACUGGUUGAUAAAGCUGUCACAUUCAAAACACCGGAUGGAGAGAGUGUCUAUCAAGAGUCACGGAUUCAAAUCACUGUUCGACCAGAAGAUGACAGAAGUUAUAUAGAUUGUCUUGUUUGGAGUGUUGGAGAUGCACGCAUUGAUUCAAGAGUUCGCCUAGAUAUUAUCCAUCCCCCAGAUACGCCAAAGAUUACUGGUUAUAAAAGUGGCCAACCAGUGAACAUGGCUCAUCUUUUGGAAUUUACGUGUACUACCACAGGUGGCAAUCCACUGCCUGAACUCCAGUGGUUUAAAGAUAAAAAACCGAUCACAAACAAUGGUGAACCAAUUGUUAUUGGAAAACAAACUACUAUUAAACUAAAGCUUGUACCACAAAAAGAGGAUAACGGUGCUGAAUAUCAUUGUUCAGCUCGUAACACUGCAACAAACAAUGAAUGGAUAGAUAGUGAAGCUAUAAUUUUAAAUGUUUUAUUUCCACCACAACGAGUAAGUUUAAAUUUUGGCGGUAAAUCGGUAGUUCAAAGUGGUGAACAACUUGAAAUCAACUGUCAAGCAGAUAGUUCAAAUCCAGUUGCUGUUAUCACAUGGCGUCAUUAUCAAUGUGGACCAGCUCAUGCGUUUUAUCGACGUCAUUUAUUACAACAACAACAAAAAUUACCAAAAUCUAGUAGUAGUACAAAUGAAGGGGAAAAGUGUAAAUUAUUAGAACUAAAAGGUUCCGAUGAAACACCUAUUCCUGGAGCAUCCGGUGGUUUAUUAGCCAGAAGUCAUUUAUGGUUACGUCCAACUUGGAGAUAUCAUAUGGACUUUAUUGAAUGCCAAGCGGAGAAUCCAGUUUAUGGUCCACCUAUUUGGCAUGAUAGACUUCAAUUAAAUAUCACAUUUGCACCACAAUUCUAUGGGCUUCAAGUAGAUGAUCACCGAGUAAUACGAGAAGGUGAAACAACUCAUCUAGACUUUGGAUUAUAUGCAAAUCCUCCAGUUACAUCUGUUUCAUGGUUUCGUAAUGAUCAAUUACUUCCAUUUGAACCUAAAGAAACUGAUACAUGGCAAGGUGUUUUUGCAGCUGGUUCUGUUGGAGAACUACUUUCAUUACAUAAAAUUAAUCGAGAAAAUAUGGGCAAUUAUACAGUGGUAGUUUCUAAUUCACAACAUGAAUCACGAAAUACAUUUUUUCUUAAUGUUACAUAUCCAGCAAGUAUUGUUGGUAAACUUGAAGAGAACAUAACACAAACGACUAAAGACUAUGCUGCUUUAGAUUGUAAAGCUGAUGCGAAUCCGGCUAUACCUGAUAGAACAUUUAAAUGGUAUCGUUACUUUCCACCUAAGGGCUGGACAGAAGAAGUAGAUGAGGGGGCAUUACAACUGAGUGAACCAAUUUAUUGUAAUCAAUCUCAGGUUGACAAACCAAAAAUGCUUGCUCAGUGUUUCCAACAAGAUAAGUUUCAAAUUUCUAGUACAUUUUACAUCUAUCAACUUACAGAAGAUGAUGUUGGUAAAUAUGUUUGCGAGGUCAGUAAUGGAAUAGGUGAACCAGUGAAGAAGACAUUUAAUCUUUUGUAUCAUUUUCCUCCAAAAAUAAUUCAAUUGCCUCGAUAUACAAAAGCAGCUGGUGAACAAAGUUCCAAAGUAUGGUUAACAUGUUACAUUCGUACAGAACCAACUCCACAAAUUGCUUGGCUCAAAGAUAAUAAAUUAAUCCCAAUGGAUGCGUUAAUUCAAAGUAAAACUUCAGAUAGUAAAAAUGGAAUGAAAAAAUAUGAGAAUUUCUUAACUCAUAUACGUCCUGGAUUAUAUAAAGCUCAGUUAGCUGUUAAUGAUAUUAGAAAAUAUGACUUUGGUUCCUAUAGUUGUCAGGCGGCCAACUUACAAGGUGAAGCUCAACUAGGAAUUCAUUUGUCUGGAACAUCCACUCCAGAUGUACCGAUAAAUUUUCGUCUUCUAAAUGCAACCUCAUCGACUUUGCAUGUUGCCUGGACUCAAGGUUUUGAUGGUGGAUUGGCACAAACGUUUCAGGUUCGUUGGCGUGAAGUUGGUUCAAUUAGUUUGUAUAAAUAUGCUGAUGUAGCAUCAAAUGAUAAUAGAAAUGUAGUUGAGUACUUCAUUACCGGUUUAAAACCUGGAAGUGAAUACAUAGUCAGUGUGAAUUCUAUGAAUUCAAAACAUGGAUCUAGUGCCUACACAGACCCUAUUCAUUUAAGAACACUACCAAUAGAUUCAUACAAUGGACGUGAACUUAUGCCACCCUUAUCAAAUUCUGGUUAUUCAGAUGACAAUGCUUUAUUAAUCAUAGUAUCUGCAUGUGUUUUUGGAUUUGUUAUUCUUCUUAUUAAUGUCAUAGUUAUUAUUUUCUUAAUUAAACGACGUCGUCAUCGUAAUAUGAUGAGAAGACGACAAUAUAAAUCUGAUCAAGGAGUUACUAUGACAAAUGGAGUUGCAUUAACACGUCAUGAUCAAUCUGGUACUGAUAUGAAAGCACAUCUUCAAUCAUCUUUUAUUGAUCAAAAUGAUAAUUUUGUAGAUACAGAUAUCAGUACAACAUGUAUAUGCUGUCCACCUAACAAAAAAAAACUCAUAAGUUCAGGUUAUGUAAAAGCAGACUCUUAUGGUAAUUUUUCCCGUACACAUGGUUAUGCACCUCAUGAUAUUUGUCCAUCUCAAUGUUCUCAGUAUAUACCUACAGAUGUUGAUCAACAAGGAAAUUUGAUGAAUCAUAACAUCACAAGCAGUAAUCCAGAUUUUAAUCACUUAACUUCUAAUCAAAUGACAACAAGUUAUCCGGUUCGCCAUUUAGCAUCUCCAAAUCCAUAUUACAAUAAUACGCUGAAUUAUCCAAUGACUCGUCAUGGUUCUACUGAACUCGGAAUAGUUUAUUCAUCAGCAAAUCCAGUUAAUCAAUUAAGACAUGAACAUGGAAGCAUAAAACAUUCUACUCGUCAUGGUCAACACACUCCAAGGCAACCAAAUCAGUCUCGUUACUAUGGUACAAAACCUAAUUUUGGAAGUACACGUUAUUUUUGUUCAUCAAGAGAAGUUAUUCAAUCGAAUACAUCUAGAAAAAAUAUACCUCAUUUUGAAAAUCGACAAAGUGUAAACAAUCUUUCUCAUGCAAUAUCUAGUGACUUAUUUACUCUUCAAAACCAAUGUAAUUGUGAACAACAAUAUUCUAUGCACAAACCCCAUCAAAUUCAAUGUCACAAACGAUUACCAUAUUCUUGUUCUACUUGUUUAAAAUCAAAAUCAAGUUUACAUAAUAGUAAGCAGUCAUUUCAUACACUCAACACUCAGAAUUCUGUCAUUGAUAAUUUUUCUGAAGAGGACAAAGAUUCCGAUCGUAGUCGUUAUGCGGAUCAACUUAGACGUAUUCAAUACAGUGGUGGGCCGACUGCUCAGCUUUUAUUAGGUAAUAUCAACAUACAAAAUGAUCAUUCAAGUCCUGAUUCUAAUUUAGCACCUUCUCAAGAGGAGCACAAUAUAAAUAACUUCCAUUCAUGCUUAUCAAAAUCCAAAUUAAACAUGCACAAGAUUGAACUGAUGAAUAAUACUGAUAAUAAUCAUCUUAUCUCUAAUUUAAAUCAAUAUAGCGAACAACUAGGCAGUUUAGCAGAUAAUGAAAAUCUCGAGACGUCAAGAUUAUUAUAUUCAAAUCAGUUCAACCGUCAACAACAACAACAAAAUCAACACAUUACUAAUGAUUUCUCUGCUAUUCCGAAUGUAGAUAACACUGAAAUCAGGUCAACCCAUUUAUCUGACUGUUUUGUUUAA